Auxenochlorella protothecoides is the source of this 729-nucleotide messenger RNA. RefSeq lists its product as hypothetical. Gene Ontology annotation, cellular component: membrane. The coding region runs from base 1 to 729 and encodes 242 amino acids. NCBI's taxonomy places the organism in Eukaryota, Viridiplantae, Chlorophyta, Trebouxiophyceae, Chlorellales, Chlorellaceae. The transcript has 4 exons. The record is from RefSeq and is a predicted model, not a curated record.
AUGCUGGGCAGUCUCGAGAUCGGGCUAUACAACACCACUGGCACUACAGCCCAGGCCUGGGGCUUGGAGGUGACGGGGGCCACCCGCAGCGCUUUCUUGAUUCAGGCCUCCGCCCUCUUCACCCCUAUGCUGGCGGCCGUCGGGGGCCAGCGGCUGACCACCAACGCCUGGCUCGGAUCCGCGCUGGGCCUGGCCGGGACGCUGGCAGUGGUGGGGGACACCACCCAGGGCGGCGCUGGCUUCGGGGCAGGCGUGUCGGGCGGCGACCUGCUGACCCUGGGCGCGGCGGCCGCCUACUCAGCGGCCACGGUGCGCAUCCCAGUCUAUGCACGGCGCGUGCAGCCCCUGCAGCUCGCGCUGGGCAAGUCGCUCUUUCUUGGCGCAGUGUCCUGCGCGGCGCUGGGCCUCCAGGUGCAGCAGCACCAGGCGCACCUCUGGGACGGCUGGCGCGACGGCUGGCAGGGCUGGGCCGCCAUAGCCUGGUCGGCCUCAGGGCCGGGGGCCCUGGCGGCCUACCUCCAUGUCCAGGGCCAAUCCUCCGUGGACGCCGUUACCGCCCAGAUCGCAUUCUCGGCCGUCCCGCUGUGGUCAGCGCUGCUAACAGCCCUCCUGCUGCCAGGGGACUCCGCGUUGGGGCCCCUCACCUGGGUGGGCGGGGGCUGCAUGGUGAUUGCCGGGGUCGUGGGGGUGCUGCCCCCAAAGCCCACUCCGGCGGAGGCCAAGAAGUGA